Molecule: messenger RNA, 2350 nt
Organism: Penaeus indicus
Lineage: Eukaryota; Metazoa; Arthropoda; Malacostraca; Decapoda; Penaeidae
Exons: 5
Coding region: 105-980 (291 amino acids)
Source: RefSeq, a predicted model, not a curated record
GUAUAUGUGAACAGUGCUAGUUACCUUAUCUUCAGUCGGGGAUACACAAAGGACACUUCAUACUUCACGAUUUACAGGGUUUUUUUUCUCUAUUUAAAGUGAACAUGUGGGUGGCAAGUUUGACAGUAAUGAUGACGUCAGUAGUAGUGAUGGUGACGUCACGAGCUGAAAAGGCUCCAGCAGCGCCACAGUGCGAAGUGGACGCUACUCAAGGGGCGAUCGAGAAGGAGACCGGGGCUUAUGUGAACAACUCCCGUCUCCAUCUGUGGUUCAAGGCAGACACAGCAGCUGAGGUCACACUUGUUAUAAAGCACGGCCAGGAGAAAUCAGAGGAAAAGUUCAAUGUUAACGGCGAUAAGAUUGGCACUUGGCAUAGAUUAAUUGUGCAGUAUCAUAAGGAAUACGGUUUAGAAUGGACUGCGCUGGAAAAAAAAAACCAAUAUGUAGACAAAAACAGAUACAAGAAAGACUGGCAGGUGGCACUGAAGAGUAACACCAUCGUUAUCUGGUCUACCUGUGACAUGCGUGUGAUUUCAUCCCAGCCAGAUACAACGCAAAGGACUCAGACCACCCCAGCGCCAUGUCAAAACGACGAGCAGACCAACUCCUUACCCUCCUCCUCAUCUUCGCACGGUAGCGAUCCCAUACAGGAAGAAUGCGGAGGGAACCAGGAUCUCUACUUGCUGUACGCCGUGUACGGGAUGGCUAUUCUCUGCGCCUUACUUGUGCUCCUCAGCUUGGUUCUGUGCGUGAGGAUCUUCUCCGUCAUGAGAAGCAAAGCGUCAGUGGAGGGCCUGGCCACAGCAACUUAUUCAGCACCAAGGAAACCUAUCGACGACGACGCCAUCUAUGAGGAGGUGAACGACAACAUAAUCAUGCGCUCGGCCUCAGUGGAAGCCCAGGACCAGAACCACACCAGCGAACGGCCUCAGUCGGAACACAACAGCGAGAAUAGUUUGUACGGUUCAGUGUCUCGGUAGAUCUCAGAAACUGGUGUUUGUGGAACGUAGUCUCUUUAGAAAACGAGUAAAUGGUCUAUAUGGACCGCGGUCUCGGCAGAAAGAAGCAAUGAUGGCCUGUACUAUCCGAUGCCUUAGUAGUGAGACUGAUUUGUAUAGAUUGAUGUCCAUAUUUGUGUUCAUGUGUGUUACGAUGCUGGUGUGGUCUACUGAUUUUACUGUUCUGUUGCAAGACCGUUAUUACUGGUCUUUUAUUAUUGCCAUUGUUAUUAUUGUUAUAAUAAUUAAUAUAAUAACAAUAAUAAUAAUGAUAAUCAGAGUAAUGAUAAUAGUUAUUAUUAAUAUUUUUUGUCAGUUAUUCCUUUCUCUCUAAAAUCUCUUUGCAGGCAGUCUCUCCGUCUCAUUCUUGGUCUUCCUCUUUCCAUUCUCCCUUCUACUUAUUAUUACUUUCAUUAUCAUCAUCACUGUUAUGAACACUAUUAUUAUAUUACUAUUUUUAUUGAUAUCAUUAUUAUGAUUACUGUUACUAUAACUACUAUUUCUUUAUAACUACUAUUAUCGUUAUUGUAUCAUUAUUAUUGUCAUCAUCAUUAUCUCAUCAUCUUUACUAUUGUUAUAAUUGCUAUAAUUAUGAUUAUCAUAUCUAAUAUUUUCAUAAUUGAUUGUGAUUGUUAUUAUCACUGUUAUUAUUAUUAUUAUCAUAAUAAUUAUUAGCAGUUCCUGUGUUACUACAAAUGUACCACCAUAUAGCCCGGGGUUCCAAGACUCAUUUCGAGGCUUAUCGGCCCUCUGGCAACCAAAACCGGGAGGCUGGCUGGCCGGAGGUGGCUCUGGAACCAAGGCUGAGUCUGGGUGGCUGGCACUUGGUUCUUGGCUUUAUCUGCAUCUGGAACUAGAUUUUACACUGGGAUUAUCAUCCUUUUGGUUAGUCCUCGGCGCUCUGUUUGAGGACACCUGGAAAUCCUCAUCCAGAGUUUCCUUUGGCCGGAUCCUAAUGAUUUAUUCGCAGGUAGUGAGGACCAAGAACUCUGCGAUUAGCUUAAGAGAGGCUAUGUGUCAUGUGGUUAUACCUUUCAAGACGAAUGUUGUAACAGAAGUAGCACAGGAACCAGGGAUAGGUCCGGCUAGAACCCAGGCCUAAUGAGGGACAGAACAUACAAUUAUUUUUCUUAUUACUUGAUUUAAUUCUGGAGAUAGGUGGUCUGUCCAGGUGUACUUUCAAUAAAUAAUUAACAUGAUUUCAGUAGAUUGAUUAUCGGUUUGGUGCAAUGCUCUAUGUGUUAGCUGGCAAUCAUGCUAUGCACUAAGAAAUAUGAAUAUACCCACUGUAUGUUCUUUUUGUUGUGAAUAAAUGUGAUCAUCAUGCCUUAAUAACAAUUAAUAUGAUUAUG